This is a messenger RNA of Brassica oleracea var. oleracea, 1172 nucleotides long. RefSeq names its product putative zinc finger CCCH domain-containing protein 9. Gene Ontology annotation, molecular function: mRNA binding; metal ion binding. The coding region runs from base 90 to 1040 and encodes 316 amino acids. The transcript is spliced from 9 exons. The record is from RefSeq and is a predicted model, not a curated record. Lineage: Eukaryota; Viridiplantae; Streptophyta; Magnoliopsida; Brassicales; Brassicaceae.
CAUUAUGCUAAAACAGAGUCGACACGAAUUGGGUCAGUCGAGUGAGUAUCCAGUUCGUACAGGUGCAGGCGAUUGUCAGUAUUACCUAAAUGGUGGUUGUUUCUUUGGACGAAGUUGCAGAUACAAUCAUCCACCGAGAAAUCAGAUGGGAGAUGAUACGGUGCAACCGAGUGCGUAUAGGUGCAACAAAUUGUGAACAGUAUCUACACACUGGGCAGUGUAGCUAUGGAAGUAGAUGCUGGUUCAAUCAUCCACCGCUUCCAGGUGCAAGAGAUUGUGAACAAUAUCUACAGACAGGACAGUGUAGCUAUGGACGUAGGUGUCGAUUCAAUCAUUCUCCUACUCAUCUUGCACCGGUGCUUCCACAGAGGGUUAGCCGGCAGAUUUGUAAGUACUUUCAGAAAGGAGGUUGUAAGCCCGGCUCAAGUAUUCAAUAUACUAAUUCAAUGAGAGGGGAUGGUAUAGAGCCUAUGCGUCAGGCUACAACUUGGGGUAGGAGAUCUGAUGAGAGGAGACACGAAACAGAGUCAACCUCUAGGGCAGAGAAGAGGGCGAGAACUAUUCCGGAUUAUCCAAGCGUGAUCCAAGAUGUAAGUGAUGAAGUAGGGGCGGGACAAAACAGUUGGUUGCAGAGGAGACGAGCUCAAGAGAAUGUUCAGAGUGGGAAAAUUGACUGCGGGCAAAGGAGAGUGAGUGAGGAGGAACGAACACUGAGAGAGACAGUACCUUGCUCUGUUCUUGUACUCUAUUCACAGGAGAGGCAAGCUUAUGAUCUGGAGGAACAGAAACAGAGGGAAAGGGUGGAUGAAAAUUUGAGAAUUGAUCAGAUCAAAGCCACGGUUCAAUCAGAUGGAGGGAUUCAAACGGAACAGAGAUUGGAGAUACCAGAGAAUCUUCAAGAACAGGCAGAGAUGGAGAGGGAGAAGAGAGAGGCUCAAAAGAAAGAACGUAGUAGAUCAUUAACAGAUAACGUGGAUCAGCUCAUACAGUCACUACAAGAUAAUAUUGGGAUUAGGAGGAAAAAGGGCGAUGGGGCUUAAGAGGAAACAGAGUUAAGAGACAUACCAAAGAGGACUAAUCAGAUUGUUUGGGACGCAAGAAAACGUUAUGUGCUGGGAUGAUUUAGGUCAAGCUUUUCGUAGCUUCAAUCUUGUAACUUUUUUGUGUUAGUU